AUGCUUGGGAUAAAGGAAGGAUAUGAGAUUUGCCAGUUAACAGUUGAGCCGACCGCGAAAGACGAUAAGUUUUAUUUUUCCCGAGCAGCUACUUAUACCAUCCAUUUUCCUCCUUCCUUACAAGAAUAUUACGAAAAAGCCCAAGAAGCGGAAAUUGAUAUAAAAGUUAAUCCGAUACGGGGUGAACCUGAUUCGGACAAAAAAGAUAAUAGUGCUUUAUUUUACGGAGCACCUGGCACCGGCAAAACUCAAACUAUGAAAAAUAUUUGUGUGGAAGCCAAUAGAUAUCCGUUAGUGGAAAUGAAAGGCUCAGCUUUAACCCCUAAUAAGGAAGACCAAGAUUCCGGACUUUUACCUUUGAAAAAAUUUUGUUAUACCAUUACAGUAUGCACUUGUGUUGGUUGUGCGGCUGGUGCAGCUUGCAUAGUUUUGAGUGGUGGAGCAGCAACUCCUUUGGUGGCUGGUGCUCUGAUGGGAGCCGGUGGCUUAGGAGGUUUUUUUAUUGGUGAUAAGGCUGAUAAAGAAGAUAAUGAAAGAGAAAAAAUGCUCUUACAGGAUAAACGUUAUAAGGAUGCGGCUAAUGAAGUAGACAAGCAAGUUCAACAAAACAAUCAAGCCCAGGACGCUAUAAACACCAUUGCUGGUAAAUUAAAUGGUAAUAUACCCCGACAAUCCCACGAAACGGAUGAAUACCUAAGAAAUCAAUUAAUAAUUUAUCAGUCCCAGUUAGACAGUGGAAAAAAUAGACUAAGUGAUUUAAGGAAAGACAUGGAUAAGUUAAGAAAAGAACUGGGUGGAGGUGGUUCACUAAUGGGACUAUUAGGCUUAGAUAAGUUAUCUUUUACCGAUAAAGUAAUGAUCAUUGCCGCAAUAGUUCUGGUUAUUUGA
This is a messenger RNA of Ambispora gerdemannii, 888 nucleotides long. Lineage: Eukaryota; Fungi; Glomeromycota; Glomeromycetes; Archaeosporales; Ambisporaceae. The record is from the annotation of a GenBank genome assembly.